CGGCGUGCUCCAACACGCCGACGGCGCCAGGUCGCGGCAGCCAUUUUGUUCCGCCAGAGGAGCCCCUAAGAUGGCGGUGGGGGAGACGGUGAAGGUUGCUGCCCGCCCGGCCGGGCUGUGAUCCGCCGUCUCUCCCCGUCUCCCGGCGGCCGGCCCAUGGCCUGGCGGAGGCCCGCACCAUGGACCUCCGCACCGCCGUGUACAAUGCGGCCCGCGACGGCAAGCUGCAGCUGCUCCAGAAGCUGCUCAGCGGCCGGACCCGGGAGGAGCUGGACGAGCUGACCGGCGAGGUGGCCGGCGGGGGGACGCCGCUGCUCAUCGCCGCCCGCUACGGCCACCUGGACGUGGUGGAGUACCUGGUGGACCGGUGCGGCGCGAGCGUGGAGGCCGGCGGCUCGGUGCACUUCGAUGGCGAGACCAUCGAGGGCGCGCCGCCGCUGUGGGCCGCCUCCGCCGCCGGCCACCUGGACGUGGUGCGGAGCCUGCUGCGCCGCGGGGCCUCGGUGAACCGCACGACGCGCACCAACUCCACGCCCCUGCGCGCCGCCUGCUUCGACGGCCACCUCGAGGUGGUGCGCUACCUGGUGGGCGAGCACCAGGCCGACCUGGAGGUGGCCAACCGGCACGGGCACACCUGCCUCAUGAUUUCCUGCUACAAGGGCCACCGCGAGAUCGCCCGCUACCUGCUGGAGCAGGGCGCGCAGGUGAACCGGCGCAGCGCCAAGGGCAACACCGCCCUGCACGACUGCGCCGAGUCCGGCAGCCUGGAGAUCCUGCAGCUGCUGCUGGGCUGCAACGCCCGCAUGGAACGCGACGGCUACGGCAUGACCCCGCUGCUGGCGGCCAGCGUGACGGGCCACACCAACAUCGUGGAGUACCUCAUCCAGGAGCAGCCGGGCCAGGAGCAGGCCGCCGGGGGAGAAGGUCCCUCCACCAGCCAGGGGUGUGUGCAGCCCCAGGGGGCUCAGUGCUGCAGCUCCUCCCCGGAGGAACCAGCAAACGGUGAAUCUUACGAAAGCUGCUGCCCCACCAGCCGAGAAGCUGCCGUGGAAGCCUUGGAAUUGCUGGGAGCCACGUAUGUGGAUAAGAAGCGAGAUCUGCUGGGGGCCCUUAAACACUGGAGACGGGCCAUGGAGCUGCGCCACCAGGGGGGCGAGUACCUGCCCAAGCCCGAGCCCCAGCAGCUGGUCCUGGCCUAUGACUACUCCAGGGAGGUGAACACCACCGAGGAAUUGGAAGCGCUGAUAACCGACCCGGAUGAGAUGCGCAUGCAGGCCCUGCUGAUCCGGGAGCGCAUCCUCGGCCCCUCCCACCCGGACACUUCCUAUUACAUCCGGUACCGGGGCGCGGUGUACGCCGACUCCGGCAAUUUCGAGCGCUGCAUCCGCUUGUGGAAGUACGCCCUGGACAUGCAGCAGAACAACCUGGAGCCCCUGAGCCCCAUGACCGCCAGCAGUUUCCUCUCCUUUGCCGAACUCUUCUCUUAUGUGCUGCAGGACCGGUCCACCAAGGGCAGCCUGGGCACACAGAUCGGCUUCGCAGACCUCAUGGGGGUGCUCAGCAAAGGGGUCCGGGAAGUGGAGCGAGCCCUGCAGAUGCCCAAGGAACCCGGGGACUCAGCCCAGUUCACCAAGGCUCUGGCCAUCAUCCUGCACCUGCUCUACCUGUUGGAGAAAGUGGAGUGCAGCCCCGGCCAGGAGCACAUGAAGCACCAGACCGUGUACCGCCUGCUCAAGUGUGCUCCCCGGGGCAAGAACGGCUUCACCCCUUUGCACAUGGCUGUGGACAAGGAGACCACGAACGUGGGCCGCUACCCGGUGGGCAGAUUCCCCUCGCUCCACGUGGUCCAAGUGCUGCUCGACUGCGGGGCUGACCCGGACGGCAGGGACUUUGACAACAACACUCCGCUGCACAUAGCAGCCCAGAACAACUGCCCGGCGAUCAUGAACGCCCUGAUCGAGGCGGGGGCCCACAUGGACGCCACCAAUGCCUUCAAGAAAACGGCCUACGAGCUGCUGGACGAGAAGCUGCUGGCCCGGAGCACCAUGCAGCCCUUCAACUACGUGACCCUGCAGUGCCUUGCAGCCCGGGCCCUGGACAAGAACAAGAUCCCCUACAAGGGCUUUAUCCCAGAAGAGCUGGAGGCUUUCAUUGAACUGCACUGACCUGCCCAGAGCGUUUGCGCCUGCGAGGGGAGGAGGCGGGGAGGUGCGUGGCAGACGCCCGUUCUUGCCGUCUCCAAACAGGCCGGAAUCGGAGGAGGGCUCUUCCACCUCCCGUCCCCUUCACCUGCGGGCAGAGGGGAAGGAGUUCGUGAGCCGCUGGUGCUAGAAGCCCUCAGGAUCAUGCGCUAGGAGGACUGUCUUUCUCUAGGAGCCCAGCCACACGUCCCGAAUUGGGAGAAGACCCAAGACCUUCCCUGUAUCCUGUCUGCCCGGGUUUCCGAGGCCUUCGCCUUCUUACCUAGAGGCCGAGGGAAUAAAGCCGUUGCCUUCCUUCCGUGCCACAAACGCAGGAAGAAGUUGAGAACCGGUCUGCCUUCCCCCGCCUCUCACGUGGCCAGAUGAAUCCAGCUGCCACAUACAGUGUCGGGACUGGGGUUUCCCAAGGUCGAGAGUUCGAAAGUCAAGAAGCAAAGACCACCUCUCAUUUCUUCCAGCCCUGCUCCUGCGUCCCCGCGGUCGUGGGUGUGCGGGCAGGGCUCUGCCCAGGGCAGCCUGCCGCUUGCAUAGCUUUCAGUUGGUUUGGUGUUCUGUUUAUUUCAUAAGUGGGCAGGUUACAGGCGUUGCACAGAAGUUCUGAGAUUUUACCGCCUUUUCUUUUCUUUUUUUUUUUUUAAGAAUUCAUUUGUCAGACUCUUAUGUAAGUUAACUUGAAGCAGUGAGGAUUUCGUGGUGCCUGAGUUGGCUAAGGCCACAGGGAGGGAGCGAGCUUUACCGUAUGAGGCAUUUGCCGAGAGGGACAAGCCCAUGGUCGUGGUCCCUAAGACACGGGUGGUCGUAUGUUUUUACAAAACUUCACUCUUCUGCCUCUCGUAGGCCUCCCAUCUUCCGUUGGAAAGAGAACCGUUCUUGCCAAAGGAGUGACAUCAAAGCCUGACGGCGGUUUGCCACCCAGCAGGCAGUGACACGGUUGGGUUGGGUCUGGGUUGCCGCAGUUUCCAAGUUCAGACUGCAGGCCGCUCAGCCCCGCCGAUCUGACGAUCUCUCCUUUCGUCGUGGGCACGCGCACAGGUGGCCUGAGCCAUCGUGUCGGCUGCCCCGUCGAGGACGGGAAUCUUCCCGAGAAAGGCCCAGCCAGAGCUAACUCGGUAAAUCGCUGGCUGGGACGGCGAGCGUCAGCAGCCACCUGCCGGCUGAGCUGUGUGCAGCCUCGGUUUCCCGUCACUCAGGGCGGGGCUGGAGGAUCUGCCCCAGCAGGAGUUUGCUCAGGAGCGAGGUCACGCAAGCCCUGGCAGGCAGGCGGGGUCUUCAUCUGUCUGGAGAGCGGCGAGUCGCCGAAGGGAAGCAGCUCGGGAGGAGAGUGGCGUUCCGGAGCGUGGCAUCCUCUCUCCCCACGUCCCGCUCCCGUGGUGGCCACAGACGGGCCCUCGGGAGCAGCGGCAGUGGGCGCCCCGCCGUCCUGCCCCUCGAAGGACAGUAGGCAUCGUUUGCAGUGUUUGUUAGGAAAUCAUUUAUUUGCAAGACAAGGUUUCAACUUAGCCAAGGCAGGAAAGGCAGUUCCUGCCCCUUCCAAAGCACAGAACGAGGAAACGAGACCCUUGAAAUUGUGAGUGUCUGCGCUGGCAUUUAAGUCAUUAAAAAGAAGGUAU
Messenger RNA from Propithecus coquereli (Coquerel's sifaka), 3811 nucleotides. RefSeq names its product fem-1 homolog a (C. elegans) (gene FEM1A). Gene Ontology annotation, molecular function: protein binding. Lineage: Eukaryota; Metazoa; Chordata; Mammalia; Primates; Indriidae. The transcript has a single exon. The record is from RefSeq and is a predicted model, not a curated record. Bases 180 to 2165 code for a protein of 661 amino acids.